Camellia sinensis is the source of this 1234-nucleotide messenger RNA. RefSeq names its product alpha/beta-Hydrolases superfamily protein. Gene Ontology annotation, molecular function: hydrolase activity. The record is from RefSeq and is a predicted model, not a curated record. Lineage: Eukaryota; Viridiplantae; Streptophyta; Magnoliopsida; Ericales; Theaceae.
AGAGAGAGAGAGAGAGAGAGAGAGAGAGAGAGAUGGGUUCCCUUCCUCACAUAGUAGAGGACUGCAGCGGCGUCCUCCAGGUCUACAGCGACGGCACCAUUUUCCGAUCAAACGACAUAAACCUACACCUCAACAUGCCCAUCCACCACGACGACUCUGUUCUCUGGAAAGACUCUCUCUUCGACAAAACCCACAACCUCCAUCUCCGCCUCUACAAACCCACUUCCACCUCCACCACCACCACCACCACCACCACCAACCUCCCAAUCAUCAUCUUCAUCCACGGCGGCGGUUUCUGCGUCGGCUCCCGAACAUGGCCCAACUGCCACAACUGCUGCCUCCGCCUCGCUUCCAGCCUCCAAGCCCUCGUGGUGGCGCCGGACUACCGUCUUGCGCCGGAACACCGCCUUCCCGCCGCCAUCGACGAUACACUCACCGCUGUGGAUUGGAUCAGAGAACAAGCUGUGUCGGAAAAUCCUGAUACUUGGUUCGGUAGUGGAGUUGAUUUUGGGAGGGUUUUUGUAUUGGGUGACUCGUCUGGUGGGAACAUUGCGCACCAUUUGGCGGUGAGGUUAGGGAAAGGUUCGCCGGAGAGGGAGCCGGUGAAGGUGAGAGGGUUUGUGUUGAUGGCGCCGUUUUUCGGAGGGACUGUGAGGACCAAGUCGGAGGCUGAGGGACCGCCUGAACUCUUGCUCAACUUGGACGUCCUUGACAGGUUUUGGAGGCUAUCGAUACCGGUUGGAGACACUGCAGACCAUCCACUUGCCAACCCAUUUGGGCCAGCUAGCCUAGAUCUUGAACCAAUGACGCUUGACCCUAUUUUGGUGAUUGUAGGAGGCAGUGAACUGAUGAAAGAUAGAGUGGAAGACUAUGCAAGAAGGUUAAAAGAGAUGGGAAAGAAGAUUGAUUAUGUGGAAUUUGAAGGAAAGCAACAUGGUUUCUUCACAAAUGAACCCUACUCGGAUGUGGCUAAUAGAGUCCUUCAAGUUAUCAAGGACUUCAUGUUUGUCAACUCCAAUUAGGACCAUCUUUGUUACUUGUGUUGGGUUUGAAUUUGUUGUGUAUGCGCUAGCAAUUUAGUUUGUAUUUGUUUUUUUGGGUAUUCAUUUUUGUGAAACAUACAUUUGUUGUGCUGUUUAUCUCGUAUCAACUCAAUUAAGUUAUACGACAAUUGUCGAUUUUAAAAGUAUUAGAGCUUCAAUUUCGUAUGAAAUCUAUUACGUUUCGUUCUUCA